This is a messenger RNA of Diaporthe batatas, 2502 nucleotides long. RefSeq lists its product as uncharacterized. Bases 1 to 2502 code for a protein of 833 amino acids. The record is from RefSeq and is a predicted model, not a curated record. The transcript has 6 exons. Gene Ontology annotation, biological process: DNA-templated transcription; regulation of transcription by RNA polymerase II. Lineage: Eukaryota; Fungi; Ascomycota; Sordariomycetes; Diaporthales; Diaporthaceae. Gene Ontology annotation, cellular component: chromatin. Gene Ontology annotation, molecular function: zinc ion binding; RNA polymerase II cis-regulatory region sequence-specific DNA binding; DNA-binding transcription factor activity, RNA polymerase II-specific.
AUGCCGCCGUCCCACAACGUCUCUGGUGCGGACACGAGUAAAAGGGGCCCGCAGCCGACCUCGCCCCCGGCCAGGCGGACGAGGCGGGCCCGUCAGCGCCUGGAUCCCCGUGACACGCACGGCCCCGAUGCGCGGUCAUGCCCCCAUUGCGGCCGGACCUUCAAGCGUACCGAACACCUGGAGCGUCACAUACGCACUCAUACCAAGGAGAAGCCCUUUGUCUGCCCGGGCCGGUGCGGGGCCGCCUUUGCCCGGCGUGACCUCCUGACCCGCCACCAGCGCAUUUCCCUCCACCAACAUGUCUCCCAGUCUCCGGAGGGACUCUCGGAGCCCGACCCGGGGGACCAGCACCACGGCCCAGUCGAGGCUGAUCUGGCCGCCGCCGUGUCCCUGUCGGGCAUGAGCAUGCAGCAGCAGCAUUGGCCACACCAGCAGCUCGAGCCGCCACCGCACCCUGACCUGUACCCCGUGGCUGUCUCGGCCAACAGCCCCCUCCAAGUUGACAACGGCCCGUACCAGCAAGGCCUCCUGGUGGAGCCCUUCCAAGAUGCCGUUGGCUUCGACAUCCAUUUCCGAGAGUUUGCCAGCUUCCUCGACGGCGUCGGGCUCCCAGCAGAGUGGAGCCCCUACUUCCAUCGCCCUGACCGGGACGACGAGGUUAUUGACCCGGCUAUAAGGGACUCGAGAGGCGGCUCUGCCACCCCCGCGCCCCGUCAUAGCAGAACUCGACCCGGGACGCCCUUCAGCUCUUGGCUGCCCUCAGCACCCACCGGCAACCGCAUAUCCGACGCCCUGCCCGAAGCAACGCCUCGUCCUGUUGAGACCGAUUCCCAACCAUACCGCGUCUUGGAGGACCAGCGUCUUCACCUCAACGCUUCGAUUGAGACGUUUCGCGACCUUCUCGAUCCAAGCUUCAAGCUCCCUUCCCGCCAUGCCCUCAGUCGAUAUAUGACCUCCUUCUUCUCUGGCUUCCACUCGCACAUGCCCUUUAUCCACACACCGACGUGGCGGAUAUCUGAGCACUCGAUCGAGCUGGUGCUCGGACUGGCAGCGAUCGGGGCGCAGUACUGCUUUGAGCAUCGCAUGUCCGAAAAGUUAUUUCACGCUGGCAGGGCCAUACUUAUGCGGAGACUUGCACGGGUGUCCGACAGAUUCGGCCCCAAGACUGCUGCUUUUCUCAAUCUUCACACCCUUUCUCCGCAGAAUGGCGAGUCAAGGCCCGUCCAAGAGAGGGAAUGGGGUCCUUGGGAACCCAUAGAGACUGUCCGUGCCCUGAUAGCCCUGAUGGGCUAUGCCACCUGGGAGCCCAGCGCCCAUCUCGUACAGGAGGCUUUUGCCCUCCAGGCUCUGCUGGCACAGGUCCUCCGUGAGAUAGGUCUUCACGAGGAUGACCUCCCGCACAUUUCCGCGGAGCAGCCCACGCCGCAGGCCGCCUGGCACGCUUGGGUGGAGCAAGAGUCGGUGCGACGGGCUAAGCUGAUCGCCUUCUCGUUCAUGCACACCCACAGCAUCGCAUACAAUCUGUACCCCACGCUGCGCAGCCACGAGGUAGGCCUUAGACUACCCUGCUCGACGGGAGAAUGGAAGGCUCAGACUGCCUGCCAGUGGCAGGAGGCCCGGCGCCAAAUAGGGAAACAACAGCUCUUCUUCCAAGAUGCAUUGUCUCUGCUGCUACGGAACACCGACGGUACGGCGGUCCUCGACCCGAUUCCGACCCCACUCGGGAACUAUCUGCUCCUGCAUGGACUGCUACAGAGGAUCUAUAUUGUCCGUGACCUCUCGCUGCCCGUUAUAGACCACUCAGCCUCCCUUCCAAGCGAAGAGGUUGAUAAGCUCGAGCGUGGCCUCCGUUCUUGGACCGCUGGUUGGCAACAGGCACCGGAAUCAAGCCUCGACCCAAAUAACGAGAACGGGCCAAUCCCCUUCACGUCAAGCUCGCUGCUUGGUCUCGCCUAUGCCCGCAUUUAUCUUCACCUUGGACCAUACCGACUGCUCGAAUCGCGGGACCCUGAUCUCAUUGCCAAGGCCAUCAGCCGGUCACCACCAGUGGAACGUGGUGGCGGCGUCGUUACCGCGCUUCUGUACGCGGCUCACAUGUUGAGUGUUCCUGUCAGGCUAGGUGUGGACCGCGUGGCUCGCAGCCAGGCAUUCUUUUGGAGUGUGCGGCACUCCCUUUCGGGCUUGGAGUGUGCCGUGCUCCUCAGCAAGUGGCUCUCGUCAAUCGCCAUGUCAGCCGUCACGACACCGUUGAGUGAUAGCGAGGACAGGAUUCUUCAUUGGGUUCGGUGUAUUGUGGAAGAGGCGUACGACGUCGUCGAUUUUGCAGACGAGACUGAUCUCCAAAAAGACCAAGGAUCUGCCUCGCUUAGCCUGGGUGUCCUCAAGAUCUGGGCCCAUUUCUUCAAGAGCAACGCCCAGUGGCCGUUUAUAAACAUCAUAGGCCAAAGCCUGGAGAAAUAUCGAGAGCUUCUUAUCAGAAGCCACGUGCCACAAGUUCGCUGA